AUGACUGGCAAUACUGAGAAAUCUAGGGUCCUUAUCCUCGACGGCGGGCUGGGCACGUCGCUGGAAGACAAGUAUGGCAUCAAGUUUAACUCAUCCACCACGCCUCUUUGGUCGACUCAUCUCCUUGUCGAGGGCCAGGAUACGCUGCUUUCCUGUCAGAAGGACUUUGGCGACGUACCCGUUGACAUUAUUCUCACAGCCACCUACCAGUUGUCUGUUCAUGGCUUCGCCAACACCCGUACUGCCAAGUUCCCCAACGGCAUUGACAGAGCCACCAUUGGCAACUUUAUUCAAGAUGCCAUCCGCAUCGCUGAUGAAGCUGGACGCGCCCACGCCACCACCACCGCCCUCAGCAUUGGUCCCUAUGGAGCUUGUAUGAUUCCUGGCCAGGAGUAUAGCGGCGCCUAUGACUCGGAGCACGACUCUCUUGAGAAGCUGCGCGGCUGGCAUCUGGACCGCCUGCAGCUCUUUAGAGAUGCCGGCGCAUUUACCUCUCCAGUCGGCUUUGUCGCAGUCGAGACUAUUCCCCGCGCCGAUGAGAUCAUGGCCGUGAGGCAAGCCCUGGACAAGAGUGGCGUACUGGCUACUGAACCUGCCAUCCCCUUCUGGAUCGCCUCGCUUUUCCCUGGCGAAGAUGAGCGUCUUCCUGAUGGAUCCUCGAUCGAGGAAGCCGUGAGAGCCAUGCUCAGCCCCGACGUCGCUGCCAGUCGUCCAUGGGGUAUCGGUAUUAAUUGCACCAAGGUCUGGAAGCUGGAGUCUCUGGUCAAAAGCUAUGAGUCGGCUGUUCAGGCGCUAAUCAAGGAAGGCGUUAUCGCCGAUACACCGGCCCUGAUCCUCUAUCCUGACGGCACCAACGGUGAAGUUUACAACACCACUACGCAGAAAUGGGAACUGCCUGAGGGAUCAAGUCACCCUGCCACAUCAUGGGAAGCUCAACUCGCACAAGUGGUUGCUAACGCCGAAUCUCGUGGAAAUUGGAAACAGAUUGUUGUUGGUGGAUGCUGUAAAGCAAGCCAUGCUGAUAUCGCCAGGCUCCGGGCCACGGUAGAAGGCCUAUCUCGGUAA
Messenger RNA from Colletotrichum truncatum, 1065 nucleotides. Its product is annotated as homocysteine S-methyltransferase. Gene Ontology annotation, biological process: S-methylmethionine cycle. Gene Ontology annotation, molecular function: S-adenosylmethionine-homocysteine S-methyltransferase activity. The record is from RefSeq and is a predicted model, not a curated record. Lineage: Eukaryota; Fungi; Ascomycota; Sordariomycetes; Glomerellales; Glomerellaceae.